Molecule: messenger RNA, 8856 nt
Organism: Cladocopium goreaui
Lineage: Eukaryota; Dinophyceae; Suessiales; Symbiodiniaceae
Source: the annotation of a GenBank genome assembly
AUGGUACGCGAGGAGCGUUUCAUUACUGAGCAAGAGGCACAAGAGUGGGAUUACAAGGACUGCCUACACAGAGGUUGGCAGUUGGCGAGCCCUUCCCAGGUUCGGUUGUGGCCGCCAGUUGUGGCCUGCACUUACACUGUGGAGCCGUCUGAGCACAGGUCUGAGCCCAGCUUCUUCUUCAGCCUCAGCAAAUACCAGCAGAAGGUCAUCCAGCACAUUGAGGCACAUCCAGAAUUCAUUCAGCCGGCUCAGUAUCGGGGCGAGCUCUUGGAACGGUUGAAGUCCAUUGAGGUACUUGGAGUCAUCACAAAUUCUUGGGGCAUUUUGGGACAAGUUUUGGGACAAGUUUUGGGACAAGUUGCCAUAGUACUGAAGGCAGAACUCAUGGUGCCAAACCAACUGGAGCAAGUACAGCAACGCAAACCUAGAUCCAGUCAGUCAGUGAAAGACUGGAAAGCCCCUACACCUAUGGCGCUGGACAACCUGAAGUAUGGAAACUUCAGACCUACGACGGUGGUGCCUGAGGCGAGGAGUCUGCCGGGCUAUGGAGGACAAGUAGAGGAGUGGGCCAACUAUAAGUUCCAGGUGCAGGCCAUCGAGAUGAAGGAGUCACAGAUGAGUGAAGCUGAGAGGAAGAAGCUUGGAGGACUGGCUUUGAGGCUGACAGAGAGGCUCCAAGGGCCGGCUUUGCAGAUCGCAAAGACCUUGGGGAUCGAGGAGUUGGCUAAGCCUGAUGGAGUCACCAAGCUGAUGAAUGCCCUGGAGACAGACCUACUACCACUACGCCGACAAGCCGCAGUGGAGCUCUAUCAAGCCGGAUCUAUGCCUGGCUUGCUGAGCCGACAGAACGCCGAGCCGAUGGCAUCAUAUGUGCUGAGAAGGGAAGCUUGGUGGAACCAGUUGACCGAGCUUGACAAGGAGGUCAAGUGCAGCCAAGCGAUCUUAGGAGAGCAGAUGCUGACACAGAGUGGACUCACGUCCAUGGAGCAGCAACUGGUGAGAUCGGUGAUGAGCAAUGAUCUCAGCGACCUCAAGAAGUUGGCGGCAACGCUGAGAGAUCAAUUCGGAGCGGUACAUGACAGGGAGAAGAGGAAAGGCAAAGGAGAUCACAAAGGCCGAUGGGGCUGGGGACAACGAAGUUCCUACAUGGCGGAGUCCUACAUGGCUGAGGAUGAGAACCCUGUUGUGACCGACGAGACCCCUGAGAAUGCCGAGUAUGAUGAGGAGAUCUACGACGAGAACUAUGAUGAGAUGCCAGAAGGACCUGAGGGGACACAGCUGGAAGAGGACAUCGUGGCAUGGUACGCAGACCAAGGUAUUCAUGCACAGACGUGCUCAGCUGAGGACUUGGAGCUGAUCUACGACAGUGUGGAGCACGAGACAGCUGCGUUCUACUCGAGGCAACAGGCAGCUCAUCGAGGCUACUCAGUUCCUGCGAGUAACAGCCUGUACCAGUCCAACAACAACCAGACACCACAGGAGAGGCAGGCCAAGGUUUUGGCUGCGAAGCAGAGGACGAGGUGCAGAGCUUGUGGACAGCAGGGACACUGGCAACGAGACUGGAUCUGCCCGAAGAGAAAAGGAGGAUUCAAAGGCAAAGGCAAGAACAAGGACAAGGGCAAGGUUCAGAGCAAGGGGAAGCAUGAUGGCAAAUCAUCGCCGAGCUCAACGAGAUCGACAUCGGGAUCACCAAGCAAGCCCAGGGUUGUCUACUUCUCAGUGAGAGACAGCCACCAGGAAGAACCCUUUGCGGGGAUGGUUCAUCGCUAUGAGCCUUCCGGUCCAGGGAACCCAGGAUUGGAUGAUGUAGAUCAGAGAAGACUUGAGGACGAGGUGCGAAGGCUGAUGACCUUGCCAUCAGAGAGGUUGGAGCAGGAGUUCCAACAGGAGCUACACUACAUGCCACCACAGAGCAAGGCAGCAGCACGACCACCUUCAGGAAGUCUGGUUCCUGAUCUGAUGAUGCAGAUGCAUCACCCCAAGUCGCCUGGCUUCUACGUGCAUCAGGCGAGAGGAUCGACUGAGGAGACUAUGGGAUUCUCAGCUGGCGAAGUGCCAAUUCCAGAGACGCCUAGAGGAGACAGCGGUUGCCCACAUGAGAACACGACAAGAAGAGGAUCGAAUGCCUACAUAGACAUGCUGACCUGCAAGGACUGUGGACUGGUGAUGCACAAGGAGAAGAAGUCACCAGUGACCAAGGACAUCAGCAUGAGGCAGAUUGAUCCGCAGGUGUGUCAACACCAUGAUGUGUCUUGGAAAGGAUCCAACGGGUACCAAUGGGUUUGGACAUGCCCGGACUGUGGAUGCAGCGACAAGGUCAAGAGGAAUCCAGGAGAUGAGAGGCCGAUUCCUGCAGCAGGAGUUCCAUCAUCCACCAUGAGAUCUACCACCAGGACACUACCGAAGGCAACUACACCUAUGUCGUCUCCACCAACGACGCCACUGAGGACCUCUAUGUCGACAGUGCAGGAUGCAGUGUUGUUCACAUCUGAGGAUGAGUGGACGACAUGCCGAGAGCUUUUGGAUCGCAUGGUUCGACUUCACAUCAAUGCCCACAACUCCAUCACCAAGCAGGAGUUCAUGCAGAUUGUCAACGCUGUUUCGCUUUGUUGUGCAGCACAACUUCAUCGAGCUGUACCACUUCUACCUUCAGGACAAGGUUACGUGGGAACACCUGGAGGAGCAUCCAUUUCAACGGCCAGAAGUGAGAACAGAGAUGAAGGUGAUCGACUGUUUGACUUCGGCAAGUACAAGGGACGAAGCUUCAGAUCGGUCUACGACAACGAACCUUCCUAUGUGAACUGGACGUUGGACGAGAUGCAGAAGGGCGAAGGCUACUGCAAGGGCAUGAGAAGAUGGCAGGAGUACAUCCAACUGAGGAGAGCAGAAGAAGAGUCGAAUCCACCGAGAACACCAACAGCCUACAUGGUCGUCGAUGUCGAGGAGAUUGAUGAGAAUGACGAUGUGGCAAUGUGGGUCAACACAGAGGACGAGGAAGCGACCUACAUGUUCCUUGACUCAGGUUGCAACCAGACCUGUCAUGGGGAGCUGUGGAUGAAGAGGUUCAGCAAUAUGACGAAACAUCAUCCACAAUGGCUACAUCGACAGACAACCGAGCUCAACGGCAUCGGAGGACGAUCGAGGACGCUGGGAGAAAGACUUCUCUACGUCAUGCUGGAGAACAACAAUGGAGAAGGAGUUCCAGGAGAGGUCACCAGCAUGGAAAUCGAGGGAUCGAAAGCACCAAUGCUUUUGAGCCUUCCUUCACAAGAGGCUCUUGGAUUGGUCGUUGACUUCGAAGAUUCGACCAUCUACAGCAAGUUGUUGAACAUGACCUUCAAGGCAGUUCGAGGCAAAAGGAAUCGCCUUUUGGGCCUCAAGAUCACCCCAGCCGAGUUCGCGGAGAUGAAUGUGGCACCGGUUGAAACCGUUGCACUGAUGGCUGAGUCGAGUGAGGGCUCUGACAAGAAGCCACCAUGGAGGACUUCGGAUGAGGGAGAUCAGAGAGGAGUGCCCAAGGCCAGAGCAGCACCCAGCGAGAUGCUGACCAGAAUUGCACCGGAUGGACAACGCUACACAUCUGAGGUGCGAGUUGUUCCAACUCGAGCGGCAUCAUCUUCAGCAAGACCCUCUGAGGAGAACACCGACAAGGAGGAUGAUGACGUUUGGGUUGAGGUCGAAGAAGAGGAGGCAUCACAACCCGCUGGGACGACACAGAAUGAGACAUGGGAUCGAGAUGAAACAGAUGACGCACCACUGGAGGAGCAGAUCUUGGAUGAGCCAGAGGAAGAAGGUCAGCCAGAAGGAGAACUAUCUCCGAAGGAGAAGGAUGUUUUCCGACCAGAAGAUGAGGAGACUGACUGGUGGGACAUCCAAGACAAUGAGAUCAUCCGACACCAUGUGCAGCCACGGACUAUGCCGUUCUACCCAACAGGAAGUCGAAUGGAUUUGCCCGUCGACUUGAUGAGGCUUGCUGGACGAAGAGUGACCUACAAGCUCUUCGAGGAUGGGAACACGGAGACCGUGAAUGACAACUGGAAGGAUCGACUUCCAGGACAGUACGUCAAGGAGCGAUCGGAGGCAACAACCUUUGAGAAGGCACCUCCUGGACUCCACGUUGUCCGGAGGAUCACCUACAACAUGGAGAAUGGAGAAGAGAUCGCCGACGAGACUGAAUAUGACCUCAUGCAGGAGGGACGAGAAGAAAGACUACUACCCAAUGGAGUCACCUACAUCAGGACGAGAUUCCACGUCUUCGAGGACUUUGAGGACGAGAGCCCAUGGAUUGGAACCACUACGUUCCGACUCAAGCCCUUGGAGACGGAGUUGGCCGACUAUGUCAUGGACCCCAAGGACACCAAGCGCACCAUGACCAAGGGCCAGCGGAAGCAGCUGGAACAGGAGGUUGAGAACUUGGAGGAGAAAGACAUGGCGCUUUGGUCUGUCCUGACCAGGAGAAAAGCUUUCUUGCCCAUGCGCUGGAAGAUUGUCUUCGAGUUGUUCUGCGGAUGUGCCUUGUUGACAAGGAUGUUUCAAGCAGCUGGCUAUGAAACCUGCACACCGCUGGACAUGAACAACGGGUGGAAUGUCUUCGACCCGAAGCAUCGAAGAUGGGCAGAGGACAUGCUGGAUCGUGAGAACCCGUACCUUCUCACUGUGGCAUGGCCUUGUGGACCCUGGUCACCAUGGCAGAGGAUGGCAAAAGAUCAGGAGAUCGUUCAGGAGAAGCGGAAGAAAUGGUUGCCGAUCCUAGGAUGGAUCAAGAAGAUGGUGAGGAAGCAACAGCAGAAAGGAGGAGUGACGAUGGUCGAGAACCCAUGGCCGUCAGAGGCUUGGAACACUCAGGAGAUCAUGUCACUAUCUUCGCAUCAAUAUGGACGAAGUGAGGAGGAGCAGUUCGAGGUCUUGAGGGUAGAUGCAUGCGCCUUUGGACUUCGGGACUAUGACUCCAAGCUGUUGCACAAGAAACCCACAGGCAUUGGGACAGACUCACCAGGCAUCAAGACCAUGAUGAGAGGAAUGACCUGCAGCGGAGAUCAUGAGCAUGAACCGCUGGAGGGCAACAAUUCGAGAGGAGCGAGAACGAGGCAAGCAGCAAAGUGGACUUCGAGGAUGUGUAGAAGGAUCAUCCGAGGAGUUCAGAUCGACUUGGAGAAUGCAGUCUCAACAGCAUUCGCAGGAGAGGCUAUGCAAGAGGCAAUGGAAGAGGAGCCACAUGCGCUGGAUGAGAUCUAUGGAGAAGAGGAUCUACCUUCAGCAAAGCCGACAGCCAAGGAGGCAGAGGUCGAUCUGGCAAGAGAGGAGGCGUUGGAAGAUCAAGAACGACUUGAGGAGCCAGAGGCCGAGAAGAUCAGAAGGAGGAAGGAGGAUGUGGACCAAGCUGAGCAGAAAGGAGAGGAUUGGCAUCAGAAGGUUGCAUGUCAUGACAAGUCAUGCAGCACGACCACAAAUGCAAAGGAUGCUGAGGUACUCCAAUGCACCAGCCAAUGUGGUGUCAGCAGUGAAGUACUUCAAGUGUUCAGCUUGCGAGAUGUUGGAUUGGACGUCUUUGAGGUCAAAGAUGCAGAGGGAAACCGAUACCAAGUUCUACAUGCUGUAUGUCAUGGCACAACAUUCCAAGCUGGAGAAGUGCUUGGCAUCGCAGCUGGAGUUCCAAGCAGCCGCCUAUGCUUGGACCUUUUCACUCGAUUUUGGAUGAGCUGGGCAGGAACACCGAAAUCCAUCACUGUGGACCGAGGCACUCACAACCGAGGAGUUUUCUUCUCAGAGCUUCAGAAGCUUGGAGUUGAGGUGAGGUCUGCAGCGACACAAGCCCCAUUCCAGAUCGGGAGGACAGAGAGACAUGGAGGUAUCCUGAAGCUCAUGAUCAACAAGGUCGUCAUGGCCACGCAGGCUACAGGACAAUCAGAGAUGCAGCUUGUGCUCAUGCAGUGCCUGGAGACCAAGAACCGUCAGGCAAACAUUGGAGGAUUCUCUCCGAGCCAAUGGGUACUUGGCCGGAAUCCACGAGCUGGAGGAUGGACAGAUGAGGACGAAGAGACAGUCGUGGUUCACGAUGAGGAUCCGCAAUCCACGUUCAACAGGAGGAACGUGAUGAGAGAGGCUGCAAGGAUUGCCUGGGCAGAAGAAGACAGCAGGAGGAGAGUUCAGAAGGCAUUGCUGAGGAAAGGUGGCGGAGAAGCUCAACAAUUCCGACAAGGAGAUCUGGUUGCUUUCAUGAGGAGAAAGCAAGGAGCCGUCAAGUGGUAUGGACCUGGACGAGUUCUGACACAGGAGGGCAAGAAUGUCUGGAUCAUGCAUGGAGGAGUUCCAAUUCUCACUUCAGAGACCAUGGUGAGGGCAGCAACUUCAGAGGAAUAUCUCACCAAGGAGCUCAUUGGCGUGACCAAGGGCAAGAAGAGAGGCAGAGGACUACUCUACGAGGAUCCAGCACAACACCAUCAGUUGGGAUCAACUGGACAGCCGUCCUAUUUGGAUCUCCGGAAGGUUGAGGACGAUGAGGAUGCAGCAGGAGCCGCACUACCCAGAGGAGGACUUGGCAACAUUGCACCUACAGAACGAGGAGGUGAUGAAGAUGAGUCACCGAAGAGGAUGAGAGCAUUGAUCAGAGAAGAGGAGAAGAAGCAAGAGGAUGAGGCAAGAUCAAUUGCAUCAAGGACAUCACCACAUGAAGUGCCUGUGCCAACAAGUCCGACCAACUGGGAGGCCAACAGUCCUGGCUACAGCCCAGGGACACCCGUGGAGGAGCAAGCAACUUCAUCGACGAGGACGGUGCAGACACCAUCUCUACCACAACCACCAACAGUUCUGACACCGCUGUCAAAAGCAAUGGCAAUUGCAGGAGGAAACCAACUUGAUGUUGGAGCCAAGAUGGCAAAAUCAAUGAGGACGCAGAGAGAGGAGACAAAGGAAGAGAGCGCAGCAGAGAGGACCAUGAACAGACCACGUUCAAGGAGUCCGCCAGAAGCUUUGAAGAAGGAGUUCACAAGCUUCAUGGCGAAGAGGUACAACAAGAAAGGAGGAGACCCCAAGAGCACUGGGGAGUUGCGCUAUGAGAGAGAGACCAAGGAGAUGCAACGACAGUUGGACAUCACCAGAGGCAAGGAAUGGACCAAUUGGGUCAAGUACAAAGCGACCAGAGUUCCAUCCAAGAAGGAGGUGGAGCAGAUGCUCAUGGCUGGCAUCAAGCCCGUGCCAAUGCGAUGGGUUGACGUGGACAAGCAUGCUCGACUACGAGUUGAAGGAGGACCAGAGGUGGAGCCGAAGUUGAAGAGCAGAUUGGUACUUCGAGGAGAUCUGGAAGAAGGAGACUUCAGAGUCGACUGCCCGACAGCCACGGCAACUGGAACACACCUGGUCAUCAGCUUCGCAGCAUGCACCAGGAGACGCUUGAGAGCAGGCGACAUCAGUGCCGCCUUUCUCCAAGGAAGUCCUAUCAACCGAGAGCUGCUGAUGAAGGUUCCCAACACAGGAAUUCCUGGUCCUGACGGACAAGGAUACGCAGUCGAACCUGGCAGCUACCUUGUGGCUUUGAUGUCAAUCUAUGGGAGCAAGGAUGCACCACGAGGAUUCUGGAUAGCUUUGAGAGAUGAGAUGCAAGUCCAAGGACUACGUGAGGUGGAGCCAGCACUCUAUGCACUGACAGGAGAUCAGGGAGAACUACAUGGACUGGCAGCAACACACGUGGACGACAUCAUCUGGACAGGAGAUGAGACCAUGGACAGUGUCAUGGACAAGAUCCAAGAACGUUUCACUUUUGGCAGCAUCGAGGAGGAGAACUUCCGAUUCUGUGGCAGGCGCAUCGAGUCAAAGGAUGACUACUAUGAGGUCACUUGCCCAGAGCUGCUUAGCAAGGUGAAGCCGAUUCACAUUGAGGGACGCCGAGACCGAAGUCCUGCUGACCCAGCGAGUGCAGAGGAGCAAUCGCAGAUGAGGGCCGUCUUGGGAAGCAUCGGCUACGUCGCCAGACUUUGCAGGCCAGAGCUUUCAUACAGAUGUUCGGCGCUUCAAGGGAAGCAAGCGCGACCUCAACAUCAGGAUCUUGUGAACACCAACAAGUUCUUGUCUGCAGCGCAGCGCACUACGGGCAAUGGCUUGCGCUACGUCAAGAACAAGAUCGACUUUCACAGUGCAGUGCUGCUAUCUGUGACGGAUGCGAGUUUUGGAGCCGAAGAACACACAGCUGAGGAUGGAAGGAAGAGUGGCCAUCGUUCCCAGGCCGGAAGAUUUCUUCUGUUGGCAGACAGGAUGCCGACACUCAGCACUCCAGCAAACGUGCAUAUCCUGGAGUGGCAGUCACAUACGAUUCGCCGAGUGUGUCGCUCAACUCUGCAUGCCGAGGUGAUGAGCAGCAUCGGAGGGAGUGAAGCAGGGCAGUACGUCCGAGCACUACUCUACAACAUGACCAACCCGAAGAAGACUGGACUACGUGAGCAGCUGGACUGGAAAGUGGCAGCGAGCGAUUCUCGCACGAUCCACUGGCUGACAGACUGCAGGUCCUAUGUGGACACAAUGUCAUCAACUGGUCAAGGAGUGGUAGCCGACAAACGGUUGGCAAUCGACCUCACUGCUUUGCGACAGGAUCUAUGGAGGGCUCCCGGUACAGAAUGUGGAGAGCCGAAUGUACAGGAAUCCAUCCCUUCGGAUUGCACGGAUCAACUUUGGUGGAUCAGCACCAAAGACAUGAUCAGCGAUGGUCUCACCAAGCACAUGCUUUGGGACGCCAUGACAAAGCUGUGCAGUACAGGUCAGUUCAAUCUGACAACCGCGCCACGAAGGGCCAUAUGCAGUAGUGGUUCAGGACCUGUAAAGAUAGAUGGGUGUGAAGAUGUACAUGAUUCCACACCAGCUCCAUGA